This is a messenger RNA of Amoebophrya sp. A25, 2312 nucleotides long. NCBI's taxonomy places the organism in Eukaryota, Dinophyceae, Syndiniales, Amoebophryaceae. The record is from the annotation of a GenBank genome assembly.
CUGCUAAUUGAUUGUUGCGUCACUCAGACAGACUCAAAGAUUUUAGGGCAUUCCACGACCCCGGAAGUCAGCAUAUUUUGCUAAUACGAGCACACGCUCUGUUUUCGUCAAGGAUAAGAUUCGAAUAUAAAAGAUACCAGGCAAAAGAAAAAGUGAAGAGACCAGUAGAAAAAACGGAGAGAACAAAAACACGAAUUACUUGAAAGUGCAUAGAGAUAGAGCGAAUCUACAAAAUUCGUGUUGCCAUUGCUUAGAGAGGAAAAGGAUACCACGACUCGCACAGCUAUUCAUCAUGUGGUGUGAGAGACGAGGGUGAGGUGUGAGUGUGAGUGUAUUAUGGGGAAUCGUUGCGAGAAUCAGAAAAAACGCUUGAGACAAAAACGCCUGAAAGCAGCUGUGUAACUCAAUACUCACGACUUUGUCGAAAGAAAAAAAGUAGUCGUUGUAGGAAAAGUAUUUUUAGUAUGUCCAAAUCGCUCACAUGGAAUUCGAACGACUUCGCGAGAAUCGUUUCGAUGGAUCGGGAAAUCAUAAUUACAAAUUAGGCUUCGUGCAUGGUAUCGCGGACACUCCUGCGGAAAUCUCUGAUCAGUAUCGUCAUUUGUUACGAUUUCACUACCUCCACGAGAACCACACCUCCACUAAGCAAUUGUAGACAAGAAAGAAAUCGUUAAAGGAUGUACUCGUUAUGCUUGGCCGUAAAUAUAGCAUGUACGAAAACACAACAAGAAAUUCCAACAUACAACACGGCGUAGACAAGAUUCGUAAAAACUGGAAUUUAAUUUCCUUAUUCCAGCACUCUUCACCCCCGACGAACCCUAUACCUUUCUUUUUUUUGGCACUUUAGGCAAACGUAGACUAGUCAUAGUCUAUAUCAGUAUUGGACAGAAAUCGGUCUUCUAUUAGAUUUGAACAGAAAAUGGCCUUGCGACGAGUGGGAGCUGCCGGAAAGGGUAUUGCAUAUGCCUUCUCCUUCCAUUUUAUGAACAAGUCGUCUAGCGCGUUCCAUUUUAUGAGAAUGAGUACCACUGUGGCCAGAGAAAUAAGAAAAAAGAAAAACGUAUAAUUUUCCAGAAACUCCUCAACAAAGGAGCAACUUUAAACGUAGUUUUGUCGAAGAACAGGGAACAACGAUGGUGUUGAAUUACGCACAGUACCACUGGAAAAAAUAAGAUUAUUUUCACUGAAAAAACGCAGGCAAGCAGAAAGAGCUCACAGAAGAGCAGAAGCAGGAAAUCAAGGAGGCCUUCGAUCUCUUCGAUACGGAUGGCUCGGUAUUAUUUACUAGGAGUUAUAUCAUCACACAAUCGAGAAAAUGAAGGAAAUCUGCUACUGCGUUCUUCCUUAUCUUCAUUUAUAUAUAUAUUUAUCCACCAUGCAUGCUCUCAUCUUCAUCUCGUGUUAUAAAUGUUCCAAUAACUUCUACACCUCUUCCACCAGGGAUCCAUCGAUGCGAAGGAGUUGAAGGUGGCAAUGCGAGCAUUGGGUUUUGAGCCGAAGAAGGAGGAAAUACAGAAGAUGAUCGCAGACGUCGAUGAUGAUGGCAGCGGCAGUAUCGAAUUUGAGGAGUUUUUGAAGAUGAUGACGCAAAAGAUCCUCAAUCGCGAUCCGAAAGACGAAAUCCUCAAGGCCUUUCGCCUCUUCGAUGAUGAUGAGACAGGUAUACUUUCCCUUAAUACAACUUCUAGAAGAAAAGAAAGACAUACUGAGACUGAAAGGUGAAGAAGCUGUAGAAGGGGACACGCCAUGAUGCAACUAAUUAACUUAUACCCCGUGAAUGGGUACAUCAUCAAUCAAUCAAUCAAUCAAUCAACUUCUACAAAAUAGAGACAUGCUGAGACUGAUAGAUCUUCACUUGAGUUUGCGAGAAAUUCAAUCCAUUUUUCCUUAAGGUCUAUCUGGCUGUUUCAUUUUCGUCAACUUCUGGAAGUUGUAGAUUUUUAGCUGGUAGAAAUCGUAAGGGAAACUAUAAAUGGGUACUUUUCUUCUAGAAGUAAUUUUUGAAAUUUUUUCUGAGGAUUAUCGAGGAACGUGAUAUGCCGAGUUCGACCUUCUUUCUUUUUCUAGUGAACAAGAACCAAGACCUCAAUUAUAUGAAAUCUCUUUUUUUGGCACUGCAGUCUUGAUCCACGACAACAUCUUCACCAGGUAAAAUCUCGUUCAAGAACCUGAAGCGGGUAGCAAAAGAAUUAGGCGAGCGAAUGACUGACGAGGAGUUGCAGGAGAUGAUCGACGAGGCGGAUCGCGAUGGUGAUGGUGAGGUGAACGAGGAGGAGUUCCUCCGCAUCAUGAAGAAGACCAACCUCUUCUAA